Messenger RNA from Paramacrobiotus metropolitanus, 2472 nucleotides. Its product is annotated as ADAMTS-like protein 4. Gene Ontology annotation, biological process: extracellular matrix organization. Gene Ontology annotation, molecular function: metalloendopeptidase activity. The transcript has 6 exons. Gene Ontology annotation, cellular component: extracellular matrix. Lineage: Eukaryota; Metazoa; Tardigrada; Eutardigrada; Parachela; Macrobiotidae. Bases 764 to 1960 code for a protein of 398 amino acids. The record is from RefSeq and is a predicted model, not a curated record.
UCAUUUCUAAGAUUUCUUUGGUGAUUCUUUCUUGUACUCGGUUGUCUUGAGACUUUGUCUUUUCAAUUAAAUACAUCAUUGAAAAUCAUCAUCAUCAUCUAAAAUGCAUUAUUGAAAAGGUUUUGAAUUCUAACUGUUGGCUGCCUAAAUUGGUGGUUUUUAUCCGACUGUGAAUUUGCCCAUGCUGGAAUCCCUCAUCCUUGCGUCACCGACGUUUAUGUACUUAAUAUUAGGCAACAGCGUCAGCGAUGCAGGGACUUGUGUUUCGGUUUGGGUUUGGGUUUCGGUGCUUUGGUUUCGGUUUAGGUUUAGCAUUCUGCGGCAGUCAGCAAGUAAUUGCGAGUCUUUCUUUGACUUUCCAAAUAAUGAACUUGUCAGUGAUUAAUCACUAAUCAGCUCCUGAAUUUCGUAGUCUGUUGGCUGCGAUAAGCUUUUUUGAAAGACUGGGAUCCCUGCUGCAAGAGGACAACUGUCGCCCUGUGGCGACGAUGCAUCGUCCUGCAAGUUCAUGGAGGGAUUGUACGACGACAGCGAUGUUCCCGAAUCCUGUACGCUUUGUCGAUGCUGCUCUUUCUCGAGGAUUUCUCUAACUUUACGGCCGUAAUAAGGAUGUAUCUGUAGCGUACGCGGAAUUCCUGAUCAUCCGCAGCGGGUCGACCAACAAUCAGAUCCGCGAGCGGCGUCCCUCGGAGAACUACCUGGCCAUGCGCAACAUCAGCGGCGAGCACGUUUUGAACGGGGACUUCAAGGUGGAGAGCGGCAAAUGCCAGAUGCUCAUUGCGGCCCGCGGGUACCCUCUUCACUUACUAUUGUGAGAGCCCCAUGUUUCCCCCGGCCGAAUUUCUCACGGCCCGCGGACGGCGGACCCACCACCGAACCGGUUGGCCAUUGCAAAUGGAUGCUGCAUCAGGAAGCCAACCCCGGUGUGUUGUACGAAUUCUACGCGCCCAGCGGCGCCAAUGACGUGCGCCCGCUGAGUUUCGAUCGCCUGGCUGGCGCGUUCCUACGGACCCUGCAGCUCCAGCUGCGGCGGCGGCCGGCAGAGUCGGCCGGUGGUGUGUGCCGCACCAUCGACUACGAACCGGUGGAAGACGAAUUAUGCGAUGCGCUGGUCAAGCCGCAGGCCAGUCGGCAGUGCAGUGUCGAUCCGUGUCCCGCAUUUUGGAAGGUGGGCGAGUGGGAGGCGUGCAGCGCCUCGUGCGGCGGCGGCACGCAGUACCGCAGCGUCGUCUGCGUGCAGGUUGUGGGCGACUACACCACCGUGGUGCCGGACGCCCAGUGCAAGGCCGGUCAUUCUGAACUGGAAGUGGCGAGGAAUUGCGACCAGUUCAAGUGUCCUAUUGGAAGGUCGGCGGGUGGUCACCGUGUAAUACAUGCGGUCAGCGCAGCCGGACGCGUCGCGCCGUGUGCACCUCCGAGAACGGCACCGUCUACCCGUUGUCCAUGUGCGCGUCGGCGGAGGAACCGGAACUGUCCGAUGCCUGCGAUAAUGCGCCGCCCUGCGAUGCCAUGUGGUUUUUCACGGAACGGAGCAAAUGUUCGAUCGGCCAUUUGCGGUGAAGGUGUGCAGACGCGCGAAGUCUUCUGCGGCACGGUGGACAACCGCAACGCCUCGCAGGUGGUCCGCGUGGCGACGGAUCUGUGCGAGGCCGGGAGGAAGCUGGAGGGGAAGCAGAAUUGCAAGGAGAACUUUACCUGCGACGGCCGGUGGUUCAGCGGGCCCUUGAUGCCGUGCACGCAAAAAUGCGGCGACGGCUCGAAGCGGCGGUACAUUAUCUGUCUGAAGAACGACAGCGUGUUGGAUUCGUCCAGCUGCGAUAAAGAGGAGAAGUCGACUGACUCCGAGGAUAGCAAUACCGAUCCCUGUGAUAAAGGCCAGCGGACGUCUAAAAAUGACGAUGUGGUUUUUCCCGAAAUAUUCGUAUAUCGAGCGUACCGUUUCCUAAAUGAUAUGACCUGAUGAUAAGUACUGUAGUGUUUUCGAAUAAUUAAAACAUAUCUAUAGUAAUUUUCUGUAACGCGCAGUAACAGGUAAUGAAAGUUGUACCUGCUUCAAUCGCUAUGCGGAAACAACGGAACGGGAGAAAGCAAUUUCUUUUCCACAUCAAUAUUUUAUUUUCAAGUUUGAAAAUUUUUUCUUGUCAGUUUAUUAAGAGUUUCAGGGGAUGUUUUGGGUUAAAAAUACUAUUUUCAUUUUAAAAUUUGAAUGCUUGGACGCGCUUGCUCUUUUGUUACGAUUUUUAACAAACAAUUUUAUCGAAUUCAGGGUCACUCAGCCAUUUCACUACGAAAUUCCUUAUUUUUGAACGAGUAUACGUCGUGGUGAGCGGCAGGCCUGACAAUUAUCGUCGUUAAAUCGUAAAUUAUUUCCACAUGUUAUGUUGUCGAAUGAAGUUCAAUGGGUUGUCAUCCGUAACAAUUACCGUUUUUUUUUUAAUUUUGUCACGCUGUACUGCAUUAACCAAACGCUGG